AUGGGUGUUUUUGCCAAAACCCUUAAAGGAAAUGCCAGUUUUGUCCAAAAAAUGGCAAAAAAGUCACAAAAUGACUGUGGGAUGCAGCAAAUGGCCACAAAUGUGGACUAUUUGCCUAGUGCCGGUGUCACAGGACCAGGAGGUGGCUGUCAGAUCUUCAGAACCAAGUAUCCCUGCAGUCAGUCUUAUGCUUCCAGCAAGCUUACAAGUGAGUUCCUUAAUAGUAACUUUGCACUAGUGGUUUAUCAGGAUAGCAGGCAUUGGCUGAUGAUUGAGGAAGCAGAAGAGAAAGAGUUACAGCUAUAUUGUAGCGAAUCAGUUGAAAAACCAGAAGAAAAAGAGUUACAGAAUGGUGGCAAAUCUGAAGUUAACAUCCAGCAAUGCUGUAAACAUUGCAUAAUCCAAAAAAAGCAACAUGAACAAGUCACUCCCAGAAGAUUUCUGAAAGGACAGUUUUGCUUGAAGUUGGAUGAUGAAGGAACCUUUGAAUGUACAGCGACAGGGUUAAUUUUUGAAGUAACCAGAGCUGUCACCAUUGAAUAUUCAGUUUUGUCUUGGACCAAAUAUGCUGCUUAUGUUAAAGAUCCUUGGAUUGUUGUGGGCCCUAUAUUUGAUAUCAAAUGUACUUCUUCCGUUCUUACUUCCAUUCAGUUUCCACACACCCUCUGCCUGAAUGAUCAUUUGUUUGAGAAGGCCUUCAAAGUAUUCCAUUUCAAAAAGAAUGGUCCAGAAUUUGAAGGCUCCAUUGAUCAUUCAACCACACAUGUCAAAUGGAACGUGAGCUCACUGUCUCCAGUUGGACCAGUAAUUGAGAGAUAUGAUCCAGUUUAUUAUCAUGGGGUAGUCAUUUUAUAUAAAGUUAUCAACAAUCAUCCUUCCUUGAAAUUCCGUGUGUAUAUAGCUACAAAUAACAAUUCAUUUAUAAAGGAUAUAUCCAAAACUGUAAGACGAUCUCUUAAUAAAUUCAUUAAAAUUGAAAAACCUCCUUGUCAUAAAUUACUGCAAAAUGGAAAGAAAUACAGAUUAACUAGUGAUCCGGAAGCUGACAUAACCCCUGAGGAAAUUCAGUUUGGAGAUGACUCCACCCUGGCAGAGAAGCCUUUUUUUGAGGUAUAUUUAGAACAGCCAAUGGAACUUAUGUUAUCUUUGGUGGAUUUGGAGUCUGAAGAAGUUGUGUGGAAGGCAAAGCUCAGAGAAUCCGAUUGGACUCUACAUAACCAGAAUGAUAAUGAGCAGGAAAAAUCUUUUAACUGUAAGUGUUUGGAACAGAUCUGCUUAAAAUUGGUUUUGUACACCAUACCAUUACAUUAACUUUUUUAUGACUUCUCAAAUGGGAGCACUCAUGUGUCUUUGCAACU
Molecule: messenger RNA, 1358 nt
Organism: Protobothrops mucrosquamatus (brown spotted pit viper)
Lineage: Eukaryota; Metazoa; Chordata; Lepidosauria; Squamata; Viperidae
Product: NACHT, LRR and PYD domains-containing protein 1a-like
Exons: 11
Coding region: 1-1311 (436 amino acids)
Biological process (GO): regulation of DNA-templated transcription elongation; mRNA export from nucleus
Cellular component (GO): THO complex part of transcription export complex
Source: RefSeq, a predicted model, not a curated record